Messenger RNA from Sinocyclocheilus rhinocerous, 3416 nucleotides. RefSeq names its product semaphorin-3F-like. The record is from RefSeq and is a predicted model, not a curated record. The transcript is spliced from 18 exons. Gene Ontology annotation, molecular function: chemorepellent activity; semaphorin receptor binding. Gene Ontology annotation, cellular component: plasma membrane. NCBI's taxonomy places the organism in Eukaryota, Metazoa, Chordata, Actinopteri, Cypriniformes, Cyprinidae. Gene Ontology annotation, biological process: neural crest cell migration; semaphorin-plexin signaling pathway; negative chemotaxis. The coding region runs from base 502 to 2760 and encodes 752 amino acids.
CUCUGUGCAGUAGAGUGCUGGCAGGGAGCUGGUUAACACUGACACGGCUGGCUGGUUUUAAUAGGGAGGUAGUGGAGAGAGGGCGAGGUACAGCACACAGCACAGCCGACACCUGCAAACACUUGACUGGACUCGUACAGAGAGGCAGCGCGUCUGACUCUGGAAUACUAACGGAUUUGCUCCUCAUGAUAUUGUGAAAGAUGACAGUGCGACUGGAAUUGGGAAAGUUUUUCUGAGCUCCGCGUUAAUUCUCAAAGGGUAACCGGUUAAUGAACGCAAGAUAGUAGCCUACUUUAACUGCGCCGACUGGAAACUUUGGCAACUGAGAAAGAACGAAGAAACAACCUACAAGCCUACAAACAAAUGGACAUUGACGCGUUUAGGUGUGUUUUGUGACUGUUUUGUUCGCAUCGGACAGCUGCGUGCUACGGAAUGUAACAUCUUCCAUCUUAAGUUACCUGGACAAGAAAUCUCGGUGGGUAAACUGCUGCUGUCAUUAUCAUGAUCAUGAUGCAAACCCUGCUCCUCAUCCUGAGCUUAUGUGUCUGGGGUUGUCAUUGCAACGCCCGCACAACACCCCGAGUGCACCUGUCAUAUAAAGAGUUACUGGAGACAAAAACCAUACGGCCGUUCAGUUUCUCCUUCAACACCAGCGACUACAGAAUCCUGCAUAUGGACCAAGACCAAGGCCGGCUCUACCUGGGCAGCCGUGAAUAUCUGGUCUCUCUAGACAUGCAAAAUGUCAAUAAAGAACCCCUUAUUAUUCACUGGCCAGCAACAGCACAAAGAAAAGGGGAGUGUAAAUUAACUGGCAAAGGUGGACAGGGAGAGUGUGCUAAUUUUGUGCGUCUGAUUGAGCCGUGGAACAGGACUCACCUGUACACCUGCGGCACAGGAGCUUAUAAACCCAUCUGCACCUUCGUCAACAGAGGCUGGAGAGCUGAGGAAUACUUGUUCCGGCUGGUUCCUGGUUAUGUGGACUCUGGAAAAGGAAAGUCUCCUUACGAUCCCCGCCAGGAAAACGCAGCAGCUUUGAUAAAUGGGAACCUGUAUGCUGGAGUACAUGUGGACUUUAUGGGUACAGAUCCAGCCAUCUUCAGAACCUUGGGAGACCGUCCCGCUGUCAGAACCGAGCAGUAUGAUUCCCGAUGGUUGAAUGAGCCUGUGUUUAUAAAAAUCCAGAAGAUUCCAGACAGUGCAGAGAAGAAUGAUGAUAAGCUUUACUUCUUCUUUCGGGAGAAGAGUUUAGAUGCUUCAGGGGGCAGCGCUCCGAGCGUCCUCGCGAGAGUAGGCCGAGUCUGUCUGAAUGAUGAUGGAGGUCAGAGGUCAUUGGUGAAUAAGUGGACAACGUUCCUCAAAGCACGACUGGUCUGUUCUGUGAUUGGUGCAGAUGGUGUUGAGACUUACUUUGAUGAACUGAGAGAUGUUUUCAUCCAGAGGACACAUGAUGAACGGAACCCCAUUGUGUAUGCUGUGUUCUCCACAGCUGGCUCUGUGUUUAAAGGCUCUGCCGUGUGUGUGUACUCAAUGGCAGACAUCAGAAAUGUCUUCAAUGGACCCUUCUCUCACAAACAUGGCCACAACUACCAGUGGACACCUUAUACUGGCAAAAUUCCUUACCCUCGCCCAGGGACUUGUCCUGGAGGAACCUUCACCCCUGAUCUCCACACCACUAAAGCCUUCUCUGACGAGGCUGUAAACUUUGUACGCGCCCAUCCGCUUAUGUAUCAACCUAUUUAUCCAAUACACAAGCGCCCACUGGUGGUCAGGACUGGAGUUGACUACCGUUUCACCACUAUUGCUGUGGAUCUGGUGGAUGCUGUGGAUGGAAGAUACGAGGUGCUCUUCCUGGGCACAGAUCGUGGCACAGUCCAGAAGGUGACUGUAUUACCAAAAGACAUCAGCACAACAGAAGAGCUCAUUUUGGAAGAGGUUGAGGUUUUUAAGACUCCAGCUGCUGUCAAAACUCUGAAGAUUUCUUCUAAAAGGCAACAGUUGUACGUGUCUUCAGAAAGGGGUCUUACCCAGGUGUCCCUGCACAGGUGUGCCGUUUAUGGCAAGGCCUGUUCAGACUGCUGCCUGGCCCGCGACCCCUACUGUGCCUGGGAUGGAGAACACUGCUCUGCUUUCACCCCGGCUACCAAGAGGAGAAGCAGAAGGCAAGAUAUCAAACACGGAGAUCCUCUACGGCAGUGCAGAGGAUUCAAUGCUAAAGUAGAGAAGCGUCUGAGGGAGACGGUGCAGUUUGGGGUUGAGGGGAGCAGCACGUUCCUGGAGUGCCAGCCAAGAUCUCCGCAGGCCUCCGUUAAAUGGCUCUACCAGAAGGACGGCAAGCGAAAAGCACUCAGUCGAGACAAAGAUGUCUUGAAGACCGGUCAUGGCAUCCUGCUGAAAUCUCUCACCCAAUUGGAUGCCGGCCUUUACCACUGCCUGGCAACUGAGAACAACUUCAAACACACCGUGGCACGCAUCUCCCUACGGAUCCUGGACCGGGAGAUCGUGGACGCGCUGACCGAGUCGGACGUCCCGAUCGAACCAGAGCACCGCCACCACCAUUCCCAUCACCACCCUCCACCGCCGCCCCCUCCCCCUCAGACCAACCCACCUGCUCUCCAGCUCCACCCACAGCCUGAAGUGCGUCUCAUCAACCAGUACUGCCAGUCCUACAGGCAGCAGAUAAAAAGCCAGCCACUCAAAGCCAAACGCAGCAAUCGCAGGCAUACGGGAGAACAGGAAGGGGAGGAGCUACAGGAGCAGUGAAUGAAACAGCACCUGGGAGGACCCUGUUGACCAUGUCCCGUCCAUGUGCCCCAUCAUUAUGUCCUUCUUCUAGGCAAACUCGGUCCAUUUAAUAAAAUGAUUCAUUAGAUGUAUCAGACUGUGUCUGAACUAGAUUGAUUUUCGUUUGAUUCACUUAGCUCCCCUAACUAAUCUAAAUCUGGCUGUGAUGUGCUCACUUCCAUAGCUAGCAUGAAACCACACAUUUUUCGAAAUGAAUUCCUUAAAACGUCCAGCCACACCAGCAAAACUACUGCUGUUUUAUGUUAAACAUAAGCUAUUCCAUUCUAAUAUUCAGUACACCAAUGACUGCAGUGUAAAUACUAUCAGAAACGUUUGGAAACAUGUACGUUGUAGAGGCUUCAAAAGGUGUUUGGGGUGAAAUCGAAAGAUUGCUGAUUCAGUCAGUCGUCUCUAAACCCCCACACCAUAAAAUACAGUUGUGGAAGGAAUGUUUUGGAGCAUUUGAAGAUUACUACAAUUAUAGCACAAUAUAUCUUGCCAUCAUUUUGACCACUAAAGCUUUUACUUUUCUUGGCAUUUGCAAUUUUUUUAUAGAGUUUUCUGUAGUAAAGUCAUUGCAAGAACAGGUCAAUUUGUAUGGACAACUAGAAGUGACAAUUAAAAUUAAAAUGAAU